This is a messenger RNA of Ilex paraguariensis (yerba mate), 1448 nucleotides long. NCBI's taxonomy places the organism in Eukaryota, Viridiplantae, Streptophyta, Magnoliopsida, Aquifoliales, Aquifoliaceae. The record is from the annotation of a GenBank genome assembly.
CUAAUAUGGACAAUUUCAAUUUGAUUAACCUAUUAAGCACAUUUUUUCUUUAUGUCUAAUUCAGUAUCCGGCUCGUGGAAUAGCGGGGAUGCAAGGAAUUUUUUAUUCUGGAACAGGAUGUUUUCACAGAAGAAAAGUUAUAUACGGUUUAUCACCUGAUAGCACAGUAACCAAGGGAGAACUGGGUGAUGAGAGUUUGCAGAAUACAUUUGGCAAGUCGACGAAAUUCUCCAAAUCAGCAGCCCAGAUUUUAUCAGAAUCCCAAGUAAAGACCCAGAAUCCAAGUGGUCUUUCGAGUUCCCUUGAGGCAGCAUAUCAAGUUGCAAGUUGUAGCUAUGAACAUGGUACCAGCUGGGGUGAAAAGGUUGGUUGGAUAUAUGGAUCGGCAACAGAAGAUGUCCUAACUGGGCUUACUAUCCAUGGGAGAGGUUGGAAAUCUGCCUAUUUAACACCCGAACCUCCUGCUUUUCUUGGAAGCGCUCCAUCGAGUUGGCCCACCACAUUGAUCCAGCAGAAGAGAUGGUCUACUGGGCUUCUGGAAAUUCUUUUAAGCCCAAAAAGCCCAAUAAUUGUUCUCUCCAAAGGCAAGCUCCACUUCCGACAAUGCCUGGCCUACGUGUGGAUUCAGAUGUGGGCUGUACGAUCGAUUCCAGAGCUUUGUUACGCUGCUCUGCCGGCUUAUUGUAUUAUCACCAACUCACACUUCUUGCCCAAGGUCCAUGAACCGGCUAAAUUUAUACCAGUCGCUCUCUUUCUCAUUUAUUACAUAUACACUCUAUCAGAGUAUCUACGAGCAGGCCUGUCAAUCCAAACAUGGUGGAACAAUCAGAAAACGUUGAGAAUCAUACCGAUGACAUCAUGGUUCCUUGGAUUUCUAAGUGGUAUACUCAAGUUCUUAGGAUUGUCCGAGACUAUGUUUGAAGUUACAAAGAAAGACCAAACCACCGGUGCCGAUGACACCAAUGCUAAUGUAGGAAGAUUCACAUUUGACGAGUCCCCAGUUUUUGUGCUCGGCACCACCAUUUUGCUAGUAAACUUGGCCGCAUUGGCGCUCGGGUUGUUAAGGUUCCGAUCGACGAUUCGUGGCGGAGAUGGGUCAGGGGUAGGGGAGAUAUUGUGCAGUGUGUGGUUGGUGCUUUGCUUCUGGUCAUUUUUUAGAGGGCUAUUUGGGACAGGAAAAUAUGGAAUUCCAUUCUCUGUUAUAUGUAAGUCAGGGGCUCUAGCACUAUUGUUUGUGCAGUUCUGCAAAUGGAACUCCAUGGGUUGAGAAUUUGGAUCAAGUUAGAAUAUUUCUAUUUGUAUUGGUGAAAACUUGUACUACACUACCACAAUUUACUUGUUUGUAUUCCCAAUUGAACUUGAAUUAGCCAAUUCAAUAAGUCUCCUUUGUAUAGUUAUAUUUUGGGGGCAUAACAUUGUGAUUGUUCUCUAGACUUACCGAUAAAAAC